ACGACAAAUCGGCCGGCAACUAACCUUGGAGAAUCGUCUUGCCGCGACAAUUCUCUAACUUUCCUUACAACAGCACAUACGUUGGAGUGAGGGAAUACGACAAGAUGCCUUCGGAGCAGGGACACAGACUAUACGUCAAGGGACGUCACCUGUCCUACCAGCGUAGCCGCCACGUCACGCACUCCGAGACCAGCCUGAUCAAGAUCGAGGGCGUUGACAACACCGACGCUGCCAACUUCUACCUCGGCAAGAAGGUCGCCUACGUCUACAAGGCCCAGAAGGAGAUCCGCGGCUCUCGGAUCCGUGUCAUCUGGGGCAAGGUCACUCGUCCCCACGGCAACUCUGGUGUCGUCCGCGCCAAGUUCCGCCACCCCCUGCCCGCCAAGUCCUUCGGUGCGUCGGUUCGUGUGAUGCUUUACCCCUCCUCGAUAUAAGAGGGUUCUCGUCUCGGAUGGAGUUGGUAGUGAGGAUGGUUUCUGAAUUGGCUGCAUUGGCCAUGGUCAUGGUCAAGGAUCAGAGCAUAGCCUUGGGCUCAAGGCUCCCCAAAUGAAACUCGUCAAACAC
Molecule: messenger RNA, 564 nt
Organism: Verticillium dahliae VdLs.17
Lineage: Eukaryota; Fungi; Ascomycota; Sordariomycetes; Glomerellales; Plectosphaerellaceae
Product: 60S ribosomal protein L33-B
Exons: 5
Coding region: 105-434 (109 amino acids)
Biological process (GO): cytoplasmic translation; ribosomal large subunit biogenesis
Cellular component (GO): ribosome; cytosolic large ribosomal subunit
Molecular function (GO): structural constituent of ribosome
Source: RefSeq, a predicted model, not a curated record